Hyaloscypha bicolor E is the source of this 658-nucleotide messenger RNA. RefSeq lists its product as uncharacterized. The record is from RefSeq and is a predicted model, not a curated record. NCBI's taxonomy places the organism in Eukaryota, Fungi, Ascomycota, Leotiomycetes, Helotiales, Hyaloscyphaceae. The transcript has a single exon. The coding region runs from base 247 to 597 and encodes 116 amino acids.
AUCAAUACGGGUUGGCCGUGAUGGUGAAGCCAAGAGGACACGCUGUGUCGAUAUAGCUGCUGCGAAGGAGGCACAACUUGGUGGUAUUCCAUGGAGGCUUGAGGAGCGAUUGCGGGAUAGGGAGCGAGUUGUGAUGGAGGUUUCGAAGGGGAUUAUGGUGCUUCCGGAACAGACAUAGUAGUUGAUUCGAUGGCAGAAAUGAUUGCAGGUGGUACCUGUACCGAUGGACGAUGCCCGCGUUAUUGAAUGCCCUCCGCAGUAUUGAUGAUUCAGGUGAAUUGUCCUCGCUGCUUCCUCCUGUGCUUCAAGACUCCCGGAUCUCUAAGGAAAAUGUCAAUGCCUCCGCCACGUUUCUUCGGAUUCUCCAGGCUCGAGUUGUGUUUGAUGGUUGCUUGGGUUUUCGUGGCACCACGAACUUGCAUCGGCAAGAGGAGGGUCAUCUCUUCGAAUGGGGGGCACUACAAACAACAAACUCUUGUCAGCAAGGUUCCGGACACUCUAAGCUUCAUCAACUUACUGCUGGCGGCAGUGCAGCUCUCGGUUGGAGCAAAAUUUGAGUUGUCAUUCUGUGUUUACAGAGCUUGGCGAGACACGUAACCUUACAUCGCGUCAAGGGAAGCGGGGUUUCACCGAGUCAUCUGCCAACCCUACUCGUAAA